AUGGAUGCGAUCAAAAAGAAGAACCGAUUCGUGUUCCUCUUCGUGCUCGUCGUCACGUCUUCGUUCGUUUUCGGCGAGGAGGACGACGGCAAAGAGGACGAGAUCGAGUGUGUAAACUCGUGCGGAGACACUGUCGACGAGUGGAAAAAGUGCGCGAAACAGUGUUACGGCGACUAUUUGGGUGAGUUUCGAAGGAGUUUAUUCAAGACGUGCGAUGUAUCUCAGCGGUUUGUAGCGAUAUCGAAAAGUACGCAACUGGUAAAAUUUAUUGAGUUUUUGUUAGUUGACAACUUUUUGAUAGCUCUCAAGGCAGCUGAGUUAUUUAUUUUGUCUUCAUGUUCUUUUGCAUUUUUUCCGCAACUGAAAAAAGUAUGCGAAAGUCUACGCUUUGCGAGCACAGUUUCAGCUUUUUCGCUCCGCGCUCAUUCUGUUACGACUUCAAUUUCAGACGAAAGCGACCAAACAUUUCUGGCGUGCGAAUCGGACUGCGUCGACCGAUUCUACAAGCCGGACGUCGAAGAAUCAGAGCUUGGAGACCUGGAAAUUUGUGCAGCGCGAUGCGUCGAAGAGUACCGCGGAGAACUUCGCGCCAAACAUUGA
Caenorhabditis sp. 36 PRJEB53466 is the source of this 600-nucleotide messenger RNA. NCBI's taxonomy places the organism in Eukaryota, Metazoa, Nematoda, Chromadorea, Rhabditida, Rhabditidae. The record is from the annotation of a GenBank genome assembly.